This is a messenger RNA of Diabrotica virgifera virgifera (western corn rootworm), 1303 nucleotides long. Its product is annotated as general transcription factor II-I repeat domain-containing protein 2A-like. NCBI's taxonomy places the organism in Eukaryota, Metazoa, Arthropoda, Insecta, Coleoptera, Chrysomelidae. The coding region runs from base 1 to 1179 and encodes 392 amino acids. The transcript is spliced from 3 exons. The record is from RefSeq and is a predicted model, not a curated record.
AUGUCUAGUAGGAAUAAUAUGGAUUCUCUUCUUAUUGGUUCUUUGUUCAGAAAUAUGAUAUUUAUGGAAUCCGAAGAUAAUCGUAGCUUAGGUAACAACAAAGAUAGUUAUCCAAAUGGUAAGCAAAAUGGUGCAAGUAAGGAAAAUAGUACAGCUGAGGCUCAUAAUACAACUAUGGAAGGCCGGAACACCGAUUUAUCUGAAGAGAGUGACUUUGACGACAAAAUUGCAGAUCCUGAUUUUCAAAAUGAUGAAGCCUCAUAUCCAGAAAGUACCGAUGAUUCAUCAGACAGCAGUGCAAAUACGGGACACGAUUCUAACAACGAAAAUUAUACUCAACAAUUCAUAUUUCUCACUUUGGAUGAAAGCACUGAUCAAACCCAUGUUAGUCAGCUGUUAAUAUUUGUGCGCACUACUUUUGAUGAUUUUACCAGUAAAGAGGAGUUAUUUGAUAUUUGUCCUCUUUAUGGAACAACAAAAGGAAAAGACAUCUAUGAGGCUGUGAAGAAAACAGUUGACAGAAUUGGAGGCUUUGAUAAAUGUUCAGCCAUAGCAACAGACGGGGCCCCAUCAAUGACAGGUAAAAAAAUUGGAUUAGUGGGUCUGCUUCGAGAGAAUGGUGUCACUUGCCCAAUAAUUCAUUGUAUUAUACAUCAGGAAGCUUUAUGUGGAAAAUCAGUCAAGGAAGAUCAAGUUUUCCAAACCGUGAUUAAGAUUGUAAAUAUGAUUAGAGGUGGAAAUCGAUCUCUUUUACACAGGCAACUUAAGCAGUUUUUAGUGGAAACAGAGGCUGAGUAUGGAGACUUGCUAAUGUACAACCAUGUGAGGUGGCUGAGUGCAGGAAAGUGCAUGGAACGAUUUUUUGCCAUAAGAAAGGAAAUCCCUGCAUUCCUCAACAAAUACGUUUCAUCUGACACAACUGAACUGGAAGAGGAGUUUAAGGAUCCAGAAUUCUUAAGACAGUUAGCUUUUAUAACAGAUCUGACUAAUCAUCUUAACAUGUUAAACUUGAGUCUUCAAGGAAGAAACCAGACGGUUUCAGAUUUGAUCGGAAUGAUAAACGGAUUCCGGAAUACGCUGAACGUGUUUAAACGUGCUUUGGAAAAGAACAACCUGACACACUUCCCUAGCUGUCUGCAAAUAGCAGAAGAAUUCAACGGUGAGCAAUUCACAAAUUGAACAAGUUAUUGAUGAAUUCAAUACAAGAUUUGAAGAAAUUGAAAGUCUCAAAAGCAGUGUACUACUUUAUAAUAACCCUCUUGGAGCAACCAUUGAUGAUCAACCAUCCAACUUACAGCUUGAG